UCGGAGGGGCGGGAGACGCCGAGGCGGACAAGAUGGCGGCGGCGGCUGCACAGGGCGGGAGAAGCGGUGGUGGCGGAGGUAGUGGUGGCUCUGGUGGUGGUUCCAGCUGCGGGUCAGGUAGUAGCCGUAGUGGCUUGUUGGAUAAGUGGAAGAUUGAUGAUAAGCCUGUAAAAAUUGAUAAGUGGGAUGGAUCAGCUGUGAAAAACUCUUUGGAUGAUUCUGCCAAAAAGGUACUUCUAGAAAAGUACAAGUAUGUGGAGAAUUUUGGUCUAAUUGACGGCCGCCUGACCAUCUGUACAAUCUCCUGUUUCUUUGCCAUAGUGGCUUUGAUAUGGGAUUAUAUGCACCCCUUUCCAGAGUCUAAACCUGUUUUGGCUUUGUGUGUCAUAUCCUAUUUUGUGAUGAUGGGGAUUCUGACAAUUUAUACCUCAUAUAAGGAAAAGAGCAUCUUUCUCGUGGCCCACAGGAAAGAUCCUACCGGGAUGGAUCCUGAUGAUAUUUGGCAGCUGUCCUCCAGUCUUAAAAGGUUCGAUGACAAAUAUACCCUGAAGCUGACCUUCAUCAGCGGAAGAACAAAGCAGCAGCGAGAAGCUGAGUUCACCAAGUCCAUUGCUAAGUUUUUUGACCACAGUGGGACACUGGUCAUGGAUGCAUAUGAGCCUGAAAUAUCCAGGCUCCAUGACAGUCUUGCCAUAGAAAGAAAAAUAAAAUAGCCAGUUCUAAAA
Molecule: messenger RNA, 725 nt
Organism: Nycticebus coucang (slow loris)
Lineage: Eukaryota; Metazoa; Chordata; Mammalia; Primates; Lorisidae
Gene: SPCS2
Product: signal peptidase complex subunit 2
Exons: 5
Coding region: 33-713 (226 amino acids)
Biological process (GO): protein targeting to ER
Cellular component (GO): membrane; signal peptidase complex
Source: RefSeq, a predicted model, not a curated record